UCUAGAGGAUGGGAGGGAGCUAAGCUACGAAGCAGCCACAUUCUGGGGACAGCUGGUGGCAGCUGGGCCUGGGAGAAAGAGAGCCACGAGGAGGCAGGUGGUGGGCCGGGCAAGGCGCUGAGCAAAACAUAGACCCCACAGCCAGACAGAGAAGAACCGCAGAUCUUGAUGCAGAGGCAUGGCUCGGCCCAGAGUUGCUCCCAGCUGGGCCUGCUGUUCUCCUGCCCCAUCAGUCAGCAGCUCAGACCUGGAGGGCUCGCGGAGCCCGUGGGAGCUGCUCUCUCCUUCGGACUGGGCACAGGCUUAGGGAGUGGGGUCCGGUGCCUGGGAGGCCAGAACCAAGCUAAAGCCUGUCUCUGUGUGUGUGGUUCUAGAUUUGGGAGGCAAAGUGUCCCCCCUCGACCUCCUGAAUCCCCUGGCAGCUUCCCAGUCACGGCAGGUUCGGCUGCCAGAGCCAUUUUUAACUCUCAUUCCAGACUGUGCUCACAGCAGAACCCCCUGGGGAGCCAGGGGGAGGGGCAGCCUGCUGCUGGGAGCCGAGGCCCUGGGGGCCCCACAAAGCCGAGUCCACAAUGCGCCGGCAUGAGGAAAAAGAUGCCGAGCUGGACCGUAGGAUAGUUGCCUUGCGCAAGAAGAACCAGGCCUUACUACGAAGGUACCAGGAGAUCGAGGAAGAUCGUCGGCAGGCGGAGCAGGGGGGCAUGGCUGUGACCACUCCAGGGCUCCUCCAACCCGACAGCCUCACGGUCACCAUCAGCCAGGUUCCCGGUGAGAAGAGGGUGGUCAGCAGAAACUGGGCCAGGGCGCCCCUUUCACCUGGAGUGACUACCACACUGACAGAUGAUGAAGAUGCUGCAGACGCACCGGGUACUUUCAGCAUGGGGCACCGGGUGGAACUUGCUGUCACCAUGGAAAACAAAGCCAAGGCCAAAAGGAUAGUAAGUGAGAAACCCACGACCCAAGCGCGGAGCCCAAGGGCAAAGGGGACAUCUGGAGGAGGCCGGAGCUGGCGUGCACCCUUGCAGAUGACUUCCAGCUCAGAUUCAGCAGGGAAGGGUGUUCUGGAGCCCCGGAGUCCAGGCGUGGUCUCAAGUCCACCUCCCCAACAGUCCUUGGGGCUGUCCCCUGAGGCCAGCUGGGACUACACGCAGUGGAAACAAGAGAGAGAGCAGAUUGACCUGGCCCGCCUUGCCCGGCACAGAAACCCACAGGGUGACUGGAGCCGCCCGUGGGACCUGGACAAAGCCAAGUCCAUGCCACAGAACUGCCACAAGCCUAGGGACAGGGACCUGGCCAUGGGCAGCAGGAAGGGUCCUAGGACCCACCAGAAGCCUCAGCACCCACCAUCAUCCCUGGAUGGAAAAUGUCGGGGUGGACAAUCUGGAAGACCCUCGAUGACAUCCACCAUAGGCAGCAACGCCCAGGGGAAGGAGAGGCUAACUGGCAGGGCCCGAAGGUAUGACAUGAAAGAAGAUGAGAUGCUGCAGAGCCAGGAGGGAAGCCAGAGCAGCACGAAGACUCCCAGUGCAGAGGAAGAAUUCGUACAGAAGCGGAAUGAAAGGGAGCCAGACAGACAAGAGACCGUGCCUGCAACCAGCCCAAUUCCAGCCUCCCCAGAGGGGCUAAAAGGAGAGUCGGGGACCUCUACAGCCAGUUUGGCCCCAGACUCUCCACAACAUUCUGACUUGGCUCCCCUCGACCUCUCUGUGGGAGGAGCUAGCAGCCGCAAGCCUGGAAAAAGUACAUGUAUACUCGGUCCAAAGGCUGGGGCUCAGCAAAGUCCAGUGUCAUGGCCAAAUGGUUCUGAGCAGCAGACCCUGGGGUGCACUGACCACCAGCCUGGGCUGGAAGUCCACAGUUGCACUGAGUCACAGAGGAAAGCACAGACCCCAGAGCCCAUGGAGGACAGGGCUGGCAAGGCUGGGGCCCAAGAGAAUCUGACACCAAGAAGCAGGCCCCCCAGAGGAAUUGGCCCAAGGGCAAGAGGCACAAGUAAAAGAAGCAGGGCAGGAGGUCCUGGCCCUGCAGGAAGAUGCUGAGUAGAGCUCAGGAGAGUUGGGGAGCUAGGCUGCGAAGGGGAGAACUCAGUCAAGAGUCUUCUGUGUGGUGGGAGUUACGGCUGCUGGUGGGAGUCUGGUACCUUUCUGGUUGAGCAAUGCAGCAAAAUUCCACAGGGACACCAUGUAAGGGCCUCUUAUGCAUACCUCUACACUAGUGGGUUUCUACAUGUAGUCAAGGCUCUUGGUGUAUUGGCCAGGCUGGGAUCUCUUGUUCAAGGCUGGUAUCCCUGUCCUGGUCUUACCUAGGCCAUAGGCAUUUCCCACCAAGCAAGAUUUGGUAGGAGCCCAAUACAUGGAUCUCCUGGCUCCUUAUAGUUCGUCAUUGCCAACUCUCCCUCUCCAGUCACAAGCCUUCAGGCUCCUGAGCUCUAGGCAGUCUCAAAGCUGGCAUGGCCAGCCUAGCCCCUUUCUGAUAACCAUGCCUUUCAUCCAGGUGACUCACAGUUCUGCUCUUCUAAGAUGGCCAAACCAGGAUUUCAACAGUCGCUUGAGGCCUAGAGAAAGUGGUUUGGGGCUCAUGGCUGACAGGAACACACAUGGAGAGGAACAGAAAAACCCAAGGCUUCUUGGGGGGACAGGGCAUCCAGCAGGGCUCUUUGAACUGUGCUAGGAUUCUCCUUUUGCCACGGGAAAAUGAGAGAGCUCACUAGUAGGUGCUGAGCCUUCCUCCGCAUAUCCAGAUCAGACAUCGUGGGUGCCCUGAAUAGACCCUGCAGCCCAGGGCCAUUUCCUGCCCUCUCUUCCUUCUCCACUUUCCCUCACCAAGGCCAUGCAAAAGCAAGCACACAGUACAGUCAGAGGAUUAGCAACCUCAGCUAAGUGCAUCAGGAUGUGUCUUUCCAACUCCAUCCAGGCCCCUCCCAUGAGGCCCACGUCUGGUGAAUUAUCCAGACUCUGCACAAGCUGUGGCUUCCUUUUGAUACAACAAACAUUUCCUGAGCAUCUUCUCCCAGUAAUCCAGCCAGUGGGCGAGGGUGACUCUGCCAGCCGGAGGGAGGGAAGACACUCAGUCAUCCAACAGCUCAAGGCUGAAUGGCAAGUGCUGUUCUCAUCUGUAGAAGCCUGGUAGCCCCGGGUGUGAUGAGGGUAGGUGCCUGAAGAGACCCACCCUGCCUCUGCUCCCCUCUUUUGAUAUGGCAUGUGCCCUUUGCAUCUUGGUGGCACCAUGCAGCCCCCUCCUCCCUUCCUCUCUACAAGGGUAACUGGGUCUUCCAUAACCCUCAUCUUUACACGUGAGGCCUUCAACUUGGGUUCCUGCCUUGUUCUUCCUUCCUGCCUCUUGGUUCCAUGUCUAUUCCCUCUACUCAGGCAAGGGUGACUGACUCUUCAGCAAGUCAGGCUGUUUAGAGAACUCUUCUCAUGUUUUUGUGUGAUGUGUGGUACAGGUUGAACUCAGUGGGGCUGGGGAAGGCCUGAACGUUAGCAUUUCUAACAUGUCCCAGGUGAGGGAGCCAUGGCCUCCUUUUUGGCCUGAAGAACCCUUUGAGGAGUCAGGUUCUGGAUUCGAGUGUGAAGGGUUCAGAUUAGAGCAGACUCUAGAUCUAAAGCAAGUUUCCAGCUCUGCAAGAACUAGGGGGAUGCUACCCUGCCAAGUGGAAGAGGUUUCCUGGCUUUAGACGUGCCCACAGGUGGUGGCUGAGAGGAAGUCCAGAAAGGGAAAAAAAUAGGAGACACGCCUGGGCCCGAGUGUAGAAUCCAAAUUCACGUUUUCAUUUUGCCUUCCAGUCUCAAGUAUAUUUUGACUUUGAAGUGUGACACAGGCCCUGGAGCUCAUGACUCCUCAAGAUGGGACUGGAACAGAGCAUGUUCAGGCAGAGAGAGCUCUUGAGUCCACAUGUUGCAAAGAAAUGGCUGUGAUCAGGAAUCUGAAUCCUUGGCUGGGCCGUAGGUUGAUAGAGUCCAUUCUCAGCACGCAUGAACUCAUAGGUUCAGUCUUAGACAGACAGACAGACAGACAGACAGACAGAGGAGAUGAGAAGAAAAGAAAGGAAGAGAGAAGAAAAGGAGGGAGUAGGGAAGAGGGAGGGAGAGAGAAAAGAGAAGAUUCAAAGUUUGCUUCCCACUUGAUGUUGCCAACUGUGCAAUGCGAUCCGUCAGACAACACAGGGCAAGGCAAGUUUGACCACAGGUUGAGGACGUAAAAAUCUGGCAGGGUUCUGGUUCAGUCUUUACAAAUGAACCUAAGCAGGAGAAGGAGCUAUUAGAGAGGACUAAGAGGACGUGGGCUUCUCUUCAUGGGCAACAGCCUUUAGGGUACUGAGGAAAGCUGUCCCGGGGAUUGAUGAGAAUGGAAGCCAACACAGGACACCUUCAUUCCAGAAGCCUGCAGUGCGGGCAACAGCAGGAAGCUCUUCCCGAGAAAGGGGAGCUCUUCUCCAGGAAAAGACACAGGUCACACCUCCCAACUCUCUGUCCAGGUUGUGCCAUCCUGCUCUGUUAGAGUCAACUAUGGAGCAGAAGAAACCCAGGUCAACCAUUCCUCUUGAGGCCUCAAAGGGCCAGCCAUGAUUCUUCCUAGUUGCUUUGUUGAAAGGUCUGACCCAGAGUCUUCCUUCCCUUAGGAAACCCUCUUCCCUCCAACAAGUACACAAGACUACUGUUUACAAGUCGGAGUCGUCAUUAAACACAAACAACUCUGGGAAACCAGAUGCAGGGCUGGAAGGAGCCAAGCAAGGAGGGUACCCAGGAGGAGCUGGCAGGGCGAGAACACCUGGAGAUGAGGGGAGCAGAGUGUGUGGGUGGGGGGGGGGAUGGAGAGCAUCCUGUCAGACAGGUGCGAGUUGAGAUCUCAGGCACCAGGUAGAGCGAAGCACACCUUGGAGUCUGAGAGACUAAACCCUGCACCUCUCAUCUACCUUGCUCAACGUUAACCUCUAAAAGCCUCAGUCCCCUUACCUGCAGAAGGAGGCUUGCUGUCCUGACCUUGAAGGGUUGCUGAGAAUGCUAGAGUGUGCAAACCAUGCCUACACUAAGUAGACACUCUGGGAACAGUAGCCUGAUGCUCUGAAAACAUGAAUAAAUGAAGUGGGCGUUGACAUGA
Molecule: messenger RNA, 5100 nt
Organism: Mus musculus (house mouse)
Lineage: Eukaryota; Metazoa; Chordata; Mammalia; Rodentia; Muridae
Gene: Ccdc9b
Product: coiled-coil domain containing 9B
Exons: 11
Coding region: 573-2039 (488 amino acids)
Source: RefSeq, a predicted model, not a curated record